CCCUCGGGGCCUCUGAUCAGCCGGCCCCCCCUCCCCCCCUCCCCCCCGGUCCGAGCAGCCUGGCCAUCCCCCUGCCUCCGGACGGGCCUCCCCGCCCCCUCCAGUCCAGCGGCUCCUUCUCCCGGCCGAGCCGUGAGCUGGGCUGAGCGCCGGCCGCGGGAGUCGGGCUGGGCGGGGAGGGGAGGCCCGGGCGAGGCGGACACGCGUGGGGCCGAGGGGGCGGGGCGGCCUGGGCCGGCUUCCCCGCAGCCAGGUCUCCGGGCCGGCGCCGAGUGGCCGGCCAGCCUCCGCCGGGUGUUUACGGCGCUGACCCCCACCCCGCCCCCGGCCCCCUCCCGGUCCCCGCUGCCGCCCCACUGCUUUCCUCCCUUCCUGGUGCCGGCGCGUCCCCAGCCCCCGCCCCUCCUCAGCUCAGGGCGCUGCCUGCGCUUCCCUCGGCUUCUGCCUCCUCCUCCUCCUCAGCGGCCUCGCCCGCUCUCCCCCCGCCCCCCGCCCCCCCAGCCCGGGUCCUAGGGGCUCGCUCUGCAGACAUGAGGGUCCUGGCCUGCCUCCUUGCUGUUCUGAUGGGGAUUCAGGCUGUGGAGCGGCUGCGCCUGGCGGGGGGCCCGCACGGCUGCGCCGGGCGGCUGGAGGUGCGGCACGGGGGGCGCUGGGGCACGGUGUGUGACGACGGCUGGGACCUGCGGGACGCCGCCGUGGCCUGCCGGGAGCUGGGCUGCGGGGGCGCGCUGGCCGCCCCCGCGGGGGCUUUCUUCGGGGAGGGCAUCGGGCCGGUCUGGCUGAGCGAGCUGGCGUGUCAGGGCUCCGAGAGCCGCCUGAGCCUCUGUCGCCACCGGGGCUGGAAGGCUCACAUCUGCUCCCACGAGGAGGACGCCGGCCUCGUCUGCGUGGGUCAGCGGGCCGCCAACUCGAGGCCGGAUUCGGCAGAGCCCCUGGACCGGGAGCUGUGGGCUGAGACCUCCCCGACCUCCCCAGCCCCGCCCCUAGCUGGGAAUCCGACUAGCAGCCCCCAGAAUGCCCUUCGGCCCCCCAAGCUGCCCAAGUCCACCCGGGCCCCUCCGCAGGCUUCCAGCGCUCCUCAACAGGGUGAGUGGGAGGGCCCCCAGGGAGGGCCCCCCCCAGCACAGCCUCAGCCCCUUCCCAGAGGUCGCCCGCUCCAUCCUCCCUUUCGUCCCUCCCAUCCUCCUCAUGAGCAGGAAAAUAAGGGAGAAACUGGGAAGGGAGGGAUCCCCGGGCCUCAGCUCCCAGAGAACUCUUCGUCAGCGGCCCGGGACGGGCAGGAGGCAGCCAAGGCCACAGAGGGACGGGGGGGAGGGGCGCGGAGCCCGAGUGGUGGGCUGGGGGCCCGGAGAGUAGACAAGAAGGUAAGCUGGGGGGCCUCAGGACCGCGGGGUCCCGAGGGGAGCGGUGCAAGGCUGACUCUUGCUCUUCUUUCUCCCCACGCUGUAGGCCCAGCCCCCCACCUGCGGCUGGCCGGGGGUCCCAACGGCUGCGCCGGGCGGCUGGAGGUGUGGCACGGAGGCCACUGGGGCACGGUGUGUGACGACGGCUGGGACCUGCGGGACGCCGCCGUGGCCUGCCGGGAGCUGGGCUGCGGGGGCGCCCUGGCCGCCCCUGGAGGGGCCUUCUUUGGGGAGGGGGCUGGGCCCAUCCUGCUGGAUGACCUGCGGUGCAAAGGGAACGAGACGUCACUGGGCUUGUGCCCAGCCCGUCCCUGGGGCCAGCACGACUGUCACCAUCGAGAAGAUGCAGGGGCUGUGUGCGACGGUGAGACCUCCUCUGCCUCCCCUCCGCCAUCCCUCCUGUCAGCUCGCCAGGCUGGGGAUCCCAGCCCCCUCAGUGCGUCCUCCUCCACUCUCCACAGCGUGAAGGCCCCCGGAGGGGGGAGGCUCUUCGGGGGGCAAAGCCCGCUCCACAGCUGUCUGCCUCUGGGCCUGCCCACGCCCGGCAGCAGCGUCGAGGCCCCGGAGACUCGGGCCCCCACUGCCGGGCUCCCCGCUGCUGCCUCCCCCACGGCCCUGCAGGAGCCGGGCCCCCCGGAGGGGGCCCCCCGCCUCCGCCUGGUGUCUGGCCCCGGCCGGUGCGCGGGGAGGUUGGAGGCCUGGUACGGCGGCCGCUGGGGGACCGUGUGCGACGACGGCUGGGACGUCCGAGACGCCGCGGUGGCCUGCCGAGAGCUGGGCUGUGGCGCCCCCCGGGAGCCAGGCCCGGCCGCCGGCCGCUUCGGCUGGGGCGAAGGCCCCAUCUGGCUGGACGAUGUGGCCUGCGCCGGGACCGAGGUCCGGCUGGCCGACUGCCCCGCGGCCCCCUGGGGGAAACACAACUGUGCUCAUAACGAAGACGUGGGCGUCACUUGCACGGGGAGUCUGGGCUCUGACACCGCUUCAGACCCCUUCAGCUGGAGCUGGGCCCCAGAGCCUCGUGGGGAUGGGCGGGACCGGCCCCUCAGGAAGUGGACCACUGAGAAGCCUGGGGACACGACCACCCAGCCGACCACCGGCAGCCCUGUGACAACAGUGGCCAAGCCACCGGGGAGGACCUCCCAGAGCUCCAAAAAGUGGGCUACAAAGAAACCCCGGAAACCAACCGCACGACCCCCUGGACAAUCAACCACUAAGAGCCCGAGGAGGCAGGCAACUCGGGUCCCACAAGGCCGGGUCCCCCCUCGACUGACCACACAGAUGCCCCGGGGCCGGACGUCUCCGGCCUCCCCCAAACCCACCACGCAGACGCUCCGAGGCCAGACCUCCCGGGCCUCCCCCAAAAUGACCACUCAGGCUCCCCGAGGCCAGACAUCCCCGGCCUCCCCCAAACCCACCACACAGACCUCCCAGGCCUCCCCCAAAAUGACCACUCGGGCUUCCCGAGGCCGGACGUCCCCGGCCUCCCAAACCUACCACUCGGGCUCCCCGAGGCGGACGUCCCCGGCCUCACCACUGCUGACCACUCAGAGCUCACGGCCCAACAUCCCCAGGACGUCGUCACAAAGACGGCCUCCCCCGGUCACCCCGCCGCCAAGCACUCCAGUCCCAGAGGAAGUGACUCCAGUGGAUCGCAACGAGAGCUCCCCUGACGCUGGCACUGGAACCCCCCGGACUUUGUCCACAAGCACGGCCAAGGAUCCGUCCCCACCCCAGGCCUGGCCGGGUUCAGGAGAGUCGGGUCUCUUCCGGCUGCGUCUCUCGGACGGGCCCGAUCGGUGUGCCGGGCGGCUGGAGGUGCGGCGCGGCGACCUCUGGGGGACGGUGUGUGACGACGGCUGGGAUCCCCGAGACGCCGCCGUGGCCUGCCGGGAGCUGGGCUGCGGCGGGAUCCGGCCCCGAGUGGGCAAGACCUACUACGGCUCUGGGACCGGCCCCAUCUGGCUGGACGACGUGGCCUGUGUGGGCAUCGAGGCCUCCCUGGGGGACUGUCCGGCCUCCCCCUGGGGGACCCACAACUGUGAUCACCAGGAAGACGUGGGGCUCACCUGCACAGGGGACACGGAGAAUGACGGCGAUCUCCCCUGGGCCUGGGACACCAGCUCCCGAAGGGGCGUGAGCCAGGGGAGCCCCCCCACGGCCCUGCCCGGAUCCACCGCCUCUCCUAGCCGCCGCCCCGCCCCCCAUGACCCCCGGGGCCGCCCAGAUCCAGAUGUCCGGGGUCGCUCUGCGGCCCCCGAGGAGGCCCCCGGCCCGGAUCUCCAGCUGCCCACGCUCCCCCCAGCACCUCCGACCGCUGAAUCGAGCACACAUUUGACCUCUGAUCUCGGACUGUCUCUGACCACUGACCUCAGUCCGCGGCUGACCCCUGAUUCAGACAAACAGCUGAACUCUGACCCCAGCCCACAGCUAACCACUGACCCUGACCUACAGCUGACCCUUGAGCCCAACCUUCGGCUGAUCUCUGAUGUCAGCCACAGACUGACUUCAGAUGUUGUCCUAGAACUGACCUCUGACCCCGGCUCACAGCUGACCUCUGACUCCUCCCCAAUGUCAGGGGUGACCUCUGUCCCUGACCAAUUAAUUGCUGAUCCGGGCCCAUGGCAGAGCCCGGACUUUAUGCCAGAGCUCACCUCUGACCUCACCCCUAAGGGAGAGCUCACCCCUUCCUCUGCCCCACAGCCAAUACCGGAUGUCGCCCCACAGUUGACAUCUGAUACCAACCAACAACUGACCAUCGAGUCCCUCUCACGACCGACCUCUGACCCUAGCCCACGGCUGACCCCUAACUCUCCCCUAGACCUGACCUCUGACCCUAGCCCACAGCUGACCACUAAAUCUCCCCUCGACCUGACCUCUGACCCUAGCCCACAGCUGACCACUAAAUCUCCCUUAGACCUGACCUCUGACCCUAGCCCACAGCUGACCCCUAACUCCCCCUUAGACCUGACCUCUGAUUCUAGCCCACCUCCCCUGGACCCGCCUCGCCCUACCCACGUGACCCCUAACUCCCCCUUAGACCUGACCUCUGACCCCAGCCCACAGCUGACCCCUAACUCCCCCUUAGACCUGACCUCUGAUUCUAGCCCACUGUUGACUUCUCCCUCCACCGCACCACGAUUCACUCCUGAUUCUAUCUCCCUCCUGACCUCUGACAUGUCCCUGCAGAUGCCUUCUGACCCCACCUCCACCCCAGUGCUGACCUCUCAGCCCCCGCGGCUGACCCCCGCCUUUAAUCCCACCCAAACUGAGCUGGAGCUUAGCCCAUCCCCAGGCCCGGAGAUGACCACCACCCCCCCCAGCGCCCACGGGCGGACCCUGCCCUUGCCCUCUUGGACAGCAGAAGCUCCAGAGCUCAGCCCCACGUCCCAGCCAGCCAGCGUGGCCCCGGCCAGCUCAGGGACGGCCCCAGGGCCCCAGCCUCCCGGCGGCGCACAGCCUCCCCCAGCCCCCGGCCAGGGUCCCCUCCAAGUCUCCCCGGCCCCUUCGGAGACGGCCAGAGGUCUCGGCCCUGCCCCCGGCUCCAGCCCUGCGCCUCCCCCGACCCCCACUGCCCGGGACUCGAGCCUCAUGGCGGCCGCGGUGCCCACCGUUAACCCCGGUCCCGUCCCCGCCCCGGCCCCGACUCCCAAGCCCGGCCCCGAGCAGCCCCCGGCAGCAGGCCCCACGGCCCCCCGGGACGUGGAGACAGGCCAGUGCGUGGGGGCCGCCCCGGCCGUCCUCCGAGUCAUGGCCUGCGAGCCGCCGGCCCUGCGGGAGCUGGUGGGCGCCGUGAGGGACGUGGGGAAGCAGCUGCGGAUCCUGACCCAGGCCGUGCAGCAGAGCCGCGCCGAGAGGAGGGCCGCGGGCCUGGAGCUGGGCCGGCUGGUGGAGGCCGUCAGGGGCCUGGGGGAUCUGGGCCAGGCCCUGCGAGGGCUGGUGGAGGCGGCCCCCGCCCCUGGGCUCCGGGAGGAGGAGAGGGAGGAAGCUCAUUAUCGCCGCCUGUUAAUCUCCAGCACCUGGCAGCAAUUAACACGGGGCGGGCGGGGCCCCCCCAAGUCUCUGCUCCCGCGCCCAGCACCACCCCCACUUCUGCACUUCGCUGGGAGAGCACUCCCUGCUUAA
Sarcophilus harrisii (Tasmanian devil) is the source of this 5525-nucleotide messenger RNA. RefSeq names its product scavenger receptor cysteine rich family member with 5 domains (gene SSC5D). The record is from RefSeq and is a predicted model, not a curated record. Gene Ontology annotation, cellular component: membrane. Lineage: Eukaryota; Metazoa; Chordata; Mammalia; Dasyuromorphia; Dasyuridae.